CUACAAAUGUAGGGCAGAUGUAAGGGAUAGAUAUAGUGACGGAUAGAAACCGAUAUAGAGCAUUAUUCUAUUGUACCCCUACAUCAUCACUAUAGCACUAGGACUACGAGAAACACCCGGAGUUCAGAAUAACUCCGUUUCUUUUUUUGUUCCUCCCAGACGCGCUCAAGAUGUUUAGGAUCACGAGCAGCGCCCUUGCCCUGCUCGUCGUCUUCCUGGCCUGGACCUUUGUCAAGUCCAAGCUCAAGAAGCGCCACAACGAUGCAAAGGCCGCGGCGCUCGGGUGCCUGCCGCCGCCGGUGCUGCGAAGCACAAAUUUGAUCGGCAACUCGAUAUUGCGGGAGUCCAUGAAAGCUACCAAGGAGGACCGCGGGCCCCAGUACGUGGCCGAGAAGCUGGAUAGCAUCUCGCCAGACUGCCAUACUGUCAAAGUCCCUAUCAUCGACUAUGAGAUCCUCGUGACUCGUGACCCCGAGAAUGCUCGCACGCUCUUCACCAACCCCGACUUCGACAUCAGUCACCACCGGCAGCUGAGUUGGAUGCCACUGUUAGGCAAGGGCAUCUUCACGAGCCGGGGCGAUAUCUGGAGGCACAGCCGUGCGCUCUUGCGGCCACAGUUCGCGAGAGAAAUGAUCAGCGACCCGCAGCUUGAGGAGCACCACCUGCAAAACCUAUGGGGCCAGCUCGCCGCCGACGUCACGACCGGGUGGACGUCUAAGGUCGAUCUCGCGCCGCUCUUCUUCAAGUUCACCCUCGACACGGCGACCGAGUUCAUCUUCGGACAGUCGGCCAACUCUCUACAAGAGCGCGAUAGCGCCAAGGACCUCAGCCGCCACUUCAACGCCGCCAAAGUCUGGAUCGACAAGCGCGGCGCCCUGGCGAAGUUCUACUGGCUUAUGAACAGCAAGGAGUUCAAGGAGCACUGCGCCGCCAUCCACAACUUCGCCGACGGCAUCGUAGCCGACCGGCUCGCGAACCCGGAGAAGCGCAGCGGCGCCGACCCGGAAAAAGGGGCCCGCUUCAACCUCCUCAACGAGCUAGCCAAGGAGACGCAGAACCCGCAGGAACUCCGCAACGAGACUCUGCACGUGCUGAUCGCAGGCCGGGACACAACAGGCUGCCUCCUCGGCUGGGUCCUCUACUUCCUCGCGCGGCACCCCGCCGUAUACGCGCGUCUGCGCACCGAGAUCCUACACCGGUUCGACGACGGGCCCGCGGACUUCCGCUCGCUAAGCCAGCUGCCGUACCUGCAGUGGGUCGUCAGCGAGACCCUCCGCGUGGCGACCGUGAUCCCGCUGAACGAGCGGAUCGCGCUGCGCGACGCGGUGUUGCCGAGGGGGGGCGGGCCGGACGGCAAGGCGCGCGUGUUCGUGCCCGAGGGCACGCAGGUGCUCGUCCCGCUGUACGCGAUGCAGCACCGCGCGGAUAUCUGGGGCGCGGACGUCGAGGAGUUUCGCCCCGAGAGGUGGGAGACGUGUCGGGCUGGGUGGGAGUUUAUUCCGUUUGGGGCGGGUGCGAGGAAGUGUCUUGGUCAGCAAUUCGGACGCCAGGAAGUCAGCUACGUCGUGUCGCGGUUCUGCCAGAAGUACGACCGCAUCGAGAACAUGGAGGAGGGCGACGGCAGGAUCCGGCUUCAUCAUGCUAUUGAGAACCGGUCGGGCACUGGUGUUCAAGUGCGGCUGCACGAAGCAAAGGCUUCUUCUUCUGCGUGAGAUGGUCUGCUGGGAUAGCUCUACGCUCUACGUGAUGGAUUAGAUGGAUAGCUUAAUAUUGUAAUGUCUACGAACUAAAUGAGGUGAAUUUGAAUACAUGACAGCCUGCUAGAAUAUAAUUCAUUGCUGAUGCUCGGACUUCACUACCUAUCUCCUAAUAUACUUGAUAUCUAUCCUCUUACUUACAAU
Molecule: messenger RNA, 1901 nt
Organism: Daldinia loculata
Lineage: Eukaryota; Fungi; Ascomycota; Sordariomycetes; Xylariales; Hypoxylaceae
Product: putative N-alkane-inducible cytochrome P450
Exons: 3
Coding region: 171-1712 (513 amino acids)
Molecular function (GO): heme binding; iron ion binding; oxidoreductase activity, acting on paired donors, with incorporation or reduction of molecular oxygen
Source: RefSeq, a predicted model, not a curated record